Diatraea saccharalis (sugarcane borer) is the source of this 1951-nucleotide messenger RNA. Lineage: Eukaryota; Metazoa; Arthropoda; Insecta; Lepidoptera; Crambidae. The record is from the annotation of a GenBank genome assembly.
GCAACGAUUACAGAACCGAAAAGCGGCGUCAAAAAUUAAGAUUUUUUGUAGGUACUAAAAAUUAACGUGAUUUUGAUGUGUGUGUGGGGGGGGGGGAGGAUUAUAAUCUUAAACCUUACCAUUUACCAUCAACGGGAAGGGGGGGUUAAAAUAAAAUAUAAUCUUUGGAAUUUGCAAUGCAAGAAAACAAUUUUAAUCGCCUAUAAAAAGCGAGUUGUCAAUCCGGAGGUCAACUAGCUCUCUAAAGGUGGGUGAUUUUUAUAGGAAUUAGUUUAGGGUAUUUUUUUCAAAAAUAUGCUUAAUCUAGGGUAAACCGAGACAAAGUCUAGGGUAAGGCAAAAAAAUGACCUGGUAACACUGUUCAUAUUUGCAGUUAGGCCAGUUAGGCACAUGUUUAUUGCUAUAUAAUCUGUGAUCUGUGGUUUGCAUGCUUGACACGAGUGCUUGUUAUGUUUGUUUUCUUUGAUUUUUUUUAAAUUUUCAAAACAUUAUUUUGUUCGAAAUUUGAAUUCCAAUUUCAAAAUUUGUUUUAUUUUUUAGAAGUUUCAAAUACACUUUAUUUAACAUUUUCAUUAAUGAAUGUUUUGAUCUUCAUUACUAACUGCUAACAUUAGUGAAAAAUUGACAUGGCCGGUUCCAGUGAAUUUGAAAUCUUAGACGAAGAAGUUAGAGAACUUUUACAAAACUAUAAACACAAAAGGGCAACCGUGUAUGAACCAUGUACUCUAAAUAACAUAAAAGAAUGCUUAAUUGGUUUAAAUGAGGAACUGGGAAUUUUCAACAUAAACUAUUUGUUUAAUCCAUAUGUAGACUACAAUAGUAGUACUUUAACACCUGAAGCGCUGGUAAAACUUAUAAAUUCAACAUGGACUUUGUUGCAUUAUCAUAAAAAUUUGAAGGAGAAAGUUGAUAUGUUAUCAGAGCAAAAUCAUGUCCUAGAACACAAUAAUAAACAUCUCAAUGGUAUGCUUGGCAAAUUUAAAGAAAAAUUGACAGUGGAGAAAAAUGAAGCAAGAGCUUGUGUGGCAUCAGCUCAAAGAGUCUCUGACCAAUCUGAAGGAUUCCUUCAAACAUUGACUGAAACAAAAGCAAAACUUUUCAAAGUUACAAAACAAAAAGAUGCAUUAGAAAAAAGUUUACGAAAUGAAAUUGCAAGACUAAAGCAGGACAAUGACAAAUUACUUGACCGGUUAAGAAAUAAAUCACACAUUCAUGUGUCUUGCAGCGAAGUAUGUGAUUCAACACUAUUGCGUCUGAAGGAGAGGGACCGAAAGCAUGUGGCGGUCAUUUCACAGCUCCAAAACAACAACCGGGAGCUGCUACGAGAAGUGUUAGCUCUCAAAGAGGAAAUUAUACUCGGUGGACUUGACAGAGUCGACUUGGAAAAUAGGAAACCUUAGGUUUUCAAUGGGUUAGUUGGUAGGAUGGCUUUUGUUACCCGUUUCAGUAUUUUCGUGUUGCCAAAUCGUUAAUAAAUUAAAGUGUACACUGUUCAUGUUAAGUUUGUGUGGUUAAAUGAUUGUUGGUAUUAUAGUUUGAGUAGAAUGUAUGUACCUAUGUUAUAAAAUUGUAUGUAAGGAAGAAGUAUCAUGGAUGUAAAAUCCAGGCGCAAAAGCUUGUCAGGCUGUAGUUUGACUAUAAGAGCAUUAAUUGAAUUCAAUCACAGUUGUAUUAAGUUCACUUGGUACAUGGUUUACACUUGCCUUUUACAUAGAUGACACCACUCAGGAAACACAACAACCGAAAACGUUCUAACAUAUAUUAGCCUCGCUCUAAUAUGUAUUCUAAUAAGCGUAAACAAUAAUAGAACCGUACAAUAAAACAUACAAUAUGGUGCCAAACAUAUAAAGUUUUUAAUUAAAGUAGCCUAUAUGUUAAUUCAGGUUUAGAAUUAUUCGUAUACCAAAUUUCGAGAUUCCUUAAUGAAACAUAAAAAAAAUCAUCCGGUUCU